AUGGAUAUCAUUUUCGCUAUUUUUGAAGAAACCAAUGCUAUUGAUGACGAUUAUUCAACACUGGUUAUUAAAUUGGACGACGAUGAAGAGGAUGAAUCCAAAAAUAAGCCGAAGGAAAAUACUCUCCAGCAACUUGCUAAACUAAAAGAAGUAAAUGCACGACUCAAGAAAAAUAUAAACAAAAAAAAUCAAAAAAUUAAACAUAUCAGCAAAGAAAAUUUACUCCUUAAACGAAUCACAACUGAAAACUUGCUAUUUAAACAGGAAAUAAAAUUUCUUUGCCAGCAAAUUGUCCAAAAAGAUAAAAUGUAUAAUAACCUUCAAAAUGAAGCAGAUCAAGUGCAGUUGAAUUUUCAGAAUGUGGCUGUAGACCUUAAGAAAUCGAAAAUCCUAAAUAAAGCCAUACUACAAGUUUUAAAGAAUAAAAUUGGUGAUUGUAUAGAUAACAAGAAAAGGAUAGCCGAUCAACAAGUAUUAAUUAAUUACCUUGAAGAACAGAUAGAAAUAGUCAAAUCAUCUAAUUCUAAUAGAGAAAAAAUAAAUGUAAACCUCAUUGGGAUAAUUCGAAAAAUUAAAAAAGAACAAUCGUGUGUAAAAAAAUUAUGA
Dentiscutata erythropus is the source of this 606-nucleotide messenger RNA. Lineage: Eukaryota; Fungi; Glomeromycota; Glomeromycetes; Diversisporales; Gigasporaceae. The record is from the annotation of a GenBank genome assembly.